AUGCCGUUUCCUUUUGUUCUUCCGACGACUUCUUCUUUCUCCUUCUCGUCAAGCUUCAGCUCUGAUACCCAUCCUUCACUGCCCCUCAACGCGAGUACGUAUCGCGGGGUAGUACGCGAUAGCUUAAAAAAGCACAAAAGACUCCCACCAAGCUCUCAAAUCUCGAAUAUCAACACAGUAGUAUCUAGUGUUAACAAAUAUCUCCCCUAUCUGCUACUGGUGGACGAAGGUUUAAGCAACAAAGGCACGGCAAUUGUUAACCUCAAGACUCCUCCAGUCAUCGAAUGGAGGCCAACGUUAUCAGGCGAAGUCGUCCCAGGGCGUGAGAGGGCCAGGAUCAAGAUCUCGUCUCUGGAACAUGAGAUUGGGUUUGUAGUCUCAACAUUGGGCUUCUCGCAUGUUCUAGCAUCCCGGUCCGCCCUACAACCUCUCUAUUCUACCAGCAGCGAGUUCCUUGGAGCCCAGGAGCGAACAAACGCAGUUCAAACAGCAACAAAAUCUCUACUUGAAGCUGCUUCAGUAUAUGACUACCUUGCAAAUCGGGGAGAGCACGCUACAGUCAGUCCGCCAUGUCCUGAUGUCUCCCAAGGAACAGCUCGAGCCCUGUCUUCUCUAGCCCUGGCUGAAGCCACAUUACUUGCUGUCCUCAAAGACGACCCAUACCCGGCAAUAAUUGCGCAAGACCGUAACAAAAACGAUAAAGAGUGGAUGUUCAAGGCCCCUGAAAUCCCAAAGGUUCGCGCUCAUCUGUAUGCUCGACUUUGCCUAGCGGCCUCAGAACAUGCAGCCAAAGCAUCGUCUUUGUGUAGCACAGCAGGAACCGGAUCACUCAAAAUCAACAGCGCCCUUCUAAGAUACAUAGAAGAUCUCCGCCGAACAUGUCGAGCUCGGGCCUGUCGUUUCUUCGGGAUUGAUGCUGAGCUAGGUGGCCAAGUUGCAGACGGUAUUGGAUGGGUUCGCGCCGGUCUGUCAGAGUUGGGCGUCGAGCCCAAGGAUCACAGUAAGAAGAGCGGCCUCAGCUUCAGCAAAUUAAAGAAAGACAUCUCAGAAAAGCGUGAAGACCGGCGAGUCGAAAAAGAGGCUGCCUGGGGAAGUGAUGCAGGCAAGUCGGAGGAAAUAAGAGUACUGGAGAUGCUCGACAUCAAGUGGAACAAAGUCAAUGAUACGAUGAACACGCAACUUGUCCCUCCCAUCAAUACUCUUCUCAGCAAGAUGCCAUCGGGGCGAGAGAUUCAUACGGUGAAGCCUUACGAAGUCCCUUCACUAGACAGAGACGUGUUGGAAGGCAUGCGCGCACCGCCAGAGGAAGAUGAUGCAUAUGUCGAUGAUUUAAGUUCAGAUGAUGAUAUCAAGGGCGAACCUUCAGCACCGGUUGGUGCGUUCCCAGGAACUGUACACGACUACUCGCGGAGUCCUAACACGCCAGGCAAUGCAUACUAUUAG
This is a messenger RNA of Fusarium pseudograminearum CS3096, 1443 nucleotides long. RefSeq lists its product as uncharacterized. Bases 1 to 1443 code for a protein of 480 amino acids. Lineage: Eukaryota; Fungi; Ascomycota; Sordariomycetes; Hypocreales; Nectriaceae. Gene Ontology annotation, cellular component: plasma membrane. The transcript is spliced from 2 exons. The record is from RefSeq and is a predicted model, not a curated record. Gene Ontology annotation, biological process: cellular response to pH.